Physeter macrocephalus (sperm whale) is the source of this 2944-nucleotide messenger RNA. It is a transcript of the gene CDK15, whose product is annotated as cyclin dependent kinase 15. The coding region runs from base 1120 to 2427 and encodes 435 amino acids. Gene Ontology annotation, cellular component: nucleus; cytoplasm; cytosol. Gene Ontology annotation, biological process: protein phosphorylation. Lineage: Eukaryota; Metazoa; Chordata; Mammalia; Artiodactyla; Physeteridae. The record is from RefSeq and is a predicted model, not a curated record. The transcript has 19 exons. Gene Ontology annotation, molecular function: ATP binding; cyclin-dependent protein serine/threonine kinase activity; cyclin binding.
CUUUCCCUUAGGACCAGGCAGAGCCACGACUCCUAAGAUGCACUUGGGCAAUGACGUAACGUGGCGUCGCCAGGGCCCAACUACCCGAGCGGUUCCUUGGUAACAGAUGGCGAGGAGAGUGGUUGGGAGCUGCAGUCAUUUUGCUGCUACCUCAGACUGCUGUAGUCCGAAGGGAAGAGAGAAAGGAUAUAUAUCCUUGUCUUUGUAUAUUCCUAUAUUGGCUCUGACAGGAUGCAUUUAAGUGACUGACACUGGGGAGGAAAAUUGGGAACAAAGAUUGGCUGUUGACUAAUGUUUCUGUUGUCGAAAGUCCUACAGGAAUCCUUCUGGGCUCAAAGGGCAAAAGGAUAGAAGGUGGUGGUUUACCUGCCCUGAGGCAAUCCAUGGUUAAAUAGGUAGUUUAAAACAACUUACACCUGUGUUUUUAAAAACGGAUGCUGAGAUUCUAAGUGGCUGAGAUUUUAGAAAAGGAUCACCCAAAUCUCCUUGACAUCUGGGAGCAUUUUACUCUGUGGCUGAACUUCAUGUAAGAAGAUAAUGACCAAGAUGAGGAGCAAAGACCUGCUGACGACAUAUUGUAAUUUGAGGGAAUGAUUUGAAAAGAAAUGCUUUUACUCACCUCAUACCAAAAAUAGUGGAUUAAAUGACUAACCACCAGAUGUAGAGCCUUGGAGCCAAGUUUGGUUUGCCCAGCCCUAGUAACUGCUAGGCUUAUGUAUAUGAUAAGGGCAGUUGGAAGAUUAAGAAAAACUUAUGAAGUAACUGGGUGAGGAGAAGGAAAAAAAAAGAUUUUUUAAAACGGAUACGUGUAAAUUGGAGAAAGAUUUGCCUGAAGUGGAAUCACCGUGGCGGUGAGUGGCAACGUCCAAAGAAAAUUGAGCUGUCCUGGUUUCAGUUGUGCACAUAUGAAUGCAGGCGGCCACCUUUCCGAUGUGUAGUUUCCUGCACUGAUGAAGAAAAACUGCUGAAGUCAUGAGGCUGCUCCAAGCAGAGCCCUCAUGUGAGUCAUAUGAACGCUCCAGCAUUGCUGACCUCUGGCAAAAAGGGAGUGAACAAGGACAGGAGAUGCAGAGGGAGAGAGGUUCAAGUGCCGGGUUUUCUCCUUGAACCUAGAAGAUUAUGGGUCAAGAGCUGUGUGCAAAGACUCUGCAGCCUGGAUGCAGCUGCCAUGGCUGUUGGGAGGGAGACAAUGCACACAGCCGUCAGAGGAGUGCUCCGGUGAUGAUGGAGGCUGCGAUCAAGCUAACAGACCUAAAAAAAGCAUCAUGUUCCAUGACUUCAUUUCACCCCAGGGGACUUCAGGCUGUCCGUGCCCGGAAGUUCAAGAGCAAAAGGCCACGGAGUAACAGCGAUUCUUUUCAGGAAGAGGAUCUGAGUCAGGGUUUUCAGUGGAGGAAGAGCCUCCCCUUUGGGGCAGCCUCAUCUUACUUGAACUUGGAGAAGCUGGGUGAAGGUUCUUACGCUACAGUUUACAAGGGGAUUAGCCGGAUAAAUGGACAACUAGUGGCUUUAAAAGUCAUCAGCACGAAUGCAGAGGAAGGAGUCCCAUUUACAGCCAUCCGGGAAGCUUCUCUCCUGAAGGGUUUGAAACAUGCCAAUAUUGUGCUGCUCCAUGACAUUAUCCACACCAAAGAGACACUGACAUUCGUUUUUGAAUACAUGCACACAGACCUGGCUCAGUAUAUGUCUCAGCAUCCAGGAGGGCUUCAUCCUCACAAUGUCAGGCUUUUCAUGUUUCAACUUUUGCGGGGCCUGGCGUACAUCCACCACCAACACGUUCUCCACAGGGACCUGAAACCUCAGAACUUACUCAUCAGUCACCUGGGAGAGCUCAAACUGGCUGAUUUUGGUCUUGCUCGGGCCAAGUCCAUUCCCAGCCAGACAUACUCUUCAGAAGUUGUGACUCUCUGGUACCGCCCUCCUGAUGCUUUGCUGGGAGCCACUGAAUAUUCCUCUGAACUGGACAUAUGGGGUGCAGGCUGCAUCUUUAUUGAAAUGUUCCAGGGUCAACCCUUGUUUCCUGGGGUUUCCAACAUCCUUGAACAGCUGGAGAAGAUCUGGGAGGUGCUGGGAGUCCCUACGGAGGAUAACUGGCCUGGAGUUUCCAAGCUACCUAACUACAAUCCAGAAUGGUUCCCACUGCUUAAGCCUCAGAGCCUUCAGAAUGUCUGCAACCGGUUAGGCAGGGCUCCGGAAGCUGAAGACCUGGCCUCCCAAAUGCUGAAAGGCUUUCCAAGAGACCGUGUCUCCGCCCAGGAAGCACUGGUUCACAAUUAUUUCAGGGCCCUGCCUGCUCAGCUGCACCAACUUCCUGAGGUGGAGUCUUUAUUUACAGUCUCAGGAGUGAGGCUAAAGCCAGAAAUGUGUGACCUUUUGGCCUCCUACCAGAAAGGUCACCACCUAGCCGGGUUUAGCAAAUGCUGGUGAAAAGAAAGGGCGAGAUCGCCAAGAUUUUCCAGAGUGAUCCCUGGGCCAGAAGGAGAACAGGACAGACAGGAGACAACAGUUGAAAGACUUUGGAGACAGAGCUGGUGCUUGCAGAGGCCUGUCACUCCUGUGGUCACUUACAAUUUCCUGCAACAAAAGGACUUCUGUGGCAAGGAGAGGAUUAGUCUAAAGUUUAGAAAAGUCUCCAGGGAAGGUGGUUUCUUGGAUAAAGUUGUCAAUGAAAGGAGUCUUGCUUAAGACUCUUUGUUAUGAUUUCCUAGGGGGCGCUUCUUCCUUCACUAACUGGAUUGUCAAAACACAUUACCACCCCAUCCCAGCCAGAUUUCGGGAGUUUGGAUUGAGCUGCUGGUUAGAAUUAAAUUUCAGGCUGUCUCCUUCUACUGAAUCCUAAUUGUCUGUGAUGACAGCAAAAGUGAUGAGUAAUCUCAGCUCUGACUUGAUGGCAGAGAUACUGAAUAGAUAGAUAAGAGCAAAGAGUUCCAAAGUUGUAAUUCAA